Molecule: messenger RNA, 1806 nt
Organism: Juglans microcarpa x Juglans regia
Lineage: Eukaryota; Viridiplantae; Streptophyta; Magnoliopsida; Fagales; Juglandaceae
Product: probable inactive poly [ADP-ribose] polymerase SRO2
Exons: 4
Coding region: 402-1379 (325 amino acids)
Molecular function (GO): NAD+ poly-ADP-ribosyltransferase activity
Source: RefSeq, a predicted model, not a curated record
CGGCACGAAACAUGUACGUGUUCCCAAACGCCAGAAAGCCCCACCCACCGCCUCUGUCUCUCUCAGUACACAUUCGCUUUUUCUCCAAGCGAUGUGCUUUAGAAGACAUUUAUAUCUUUCUACCUGUAUAUAUAUAAUCCUAUCACCACAAUCUUCAAGAGGCUUCGAUCCUUUGUGUUGUUUUUCUUUUCUUCAACCUCGAUCGGCCAUCUGUCUUCUCUCCCAGUUCUAGCUCAUUAGUCGGUUUUAAUUCCUUAAAUAUUGUCUGUUGUUUAAUUCAAAUUUCCUUUCUCUUCUCCGUUGAUUCUUUCUUAAUUAAUUCAGCAAUUCCUUCCCAGAUUGUCUUAUAAAUUUGGAGAAAGAGAAACUUUUGCUUUAUUAAGAUAAAGAAGAGAGAAUCAAUGGAGGAAACAAUUGACGUAGAAAGCCAAACCUCUGAGAGUAUAGAUGAUGAUGAAAUAUCCGAUGCAGGGUCCGUAAUCGAAGAAUCGACUCCUCCAUCUCCUCAUCCGACAUCUCACAGUUUGUUUGCGCGGGACGGGUUGGCGGCGGUCGGAGAAGGGAGCAUAGAGCACGACGUGAUCAAGAAUGUGUUUCUUCACGGCAUGGGAGAUAUUUGCAAGGAUACCGACGUGGUAGCGAUGCACAAGAGCUCUCCAACUACUUCAUCUGGCUUGGCGUCCAAGAAAGCGAGGCUGGACUCGUUCCGGAUUUUCUCUGAGGCGAUGGCGAACAAGUGCGGCGGAGACGCCAACACGAGGUACGCAUGGUAUGGCGGCACGAGGGACGAUAUUCGGGAAAUCGUCAAGUACGGAUUUAGUCAGUGUGCGAGGCCCUCGCACGGUCCGUCCUAUGGUUUUGGGCUCCAUUUGGCUCCUGCCAAGUUUGCCAUUGAUGGUGCCGCAUCCUCUGCGGUAGAUGAAGAUGGGUUGAGGCAUGUUCUGCUAUGCCGGGUGAUAAUGGGGAACAUGGAAACCGUUUGUCCUGGUUCCAAGCAGUCUCAUCCAAGUUCACGAAAUUUCGACUCCGGCGUUGACAAUCCAUCGGCUCCCAGAAGAUACGUCGUCUGGAGUGCUUUCAUGAAUUCGCACAUCCUUCCCGCUUACAUCAUAACUUUCAAGGUCCCUGAUCAUUGCUUAACGCGUAUUCCGAAUUUGCAGCCAAAUAAUCCGAGACCAUCCACGCCAUGGAUGAGUAUUCCUGCUCUAAUGACCGUACUUUCAAGGACCUUAAGUCCUUCUAAAAUGGCAUUGAUUCACAAAUCUCACAAGGAUUUUCGGGCACUCCAGAUCUCGCGACCAAGAUUUAUACAGAUGUUGAGGCUCACUGCCGGAGACGAGUUAUUAGCUGCAACAGUAAAGCGUUACAGGCAACACUAGGUGCGUUUAGCCCCUAGCUAGUGGAUUGUUAUUUUAGAACAUCGGCCAAGGGAAAUGAGUCCAGAUCAUCAAUUUUUUUGUAUUAAUUUCCAUUUUUUUUCCCCUAAAAAAGUUACUUUUGUUUAUGUAUUUGUUACGAUGGGUAUUUGUUGAGAAGCCUCGCCACCUCAUUUGUUUCUUUCCUUUUAAUUUGAUGUACCAUUAUUUAUCACUUGAGAAAAAAAGGGAAAAAGAAAGAGAGCAACACAUUUGAGUUUUGUAUUAUUAUUUAGAUAUUAGAUUUGAUUUCUCUUGUGGUGAUGAAGAUAUUUCACAAAAUUAAGUUUGCAAACUGACGUGGAUGCAUAUGGUACGCUCGAUUGUAAAGUUAUUUUUACUGUAAAGUAAAUCUAAUAUUUCACAUGAAUGUUAAUUAUUUAUAAGUUUA